AGCGGGCUGUCGCCAUGUCGUUUGUUGUGGACUCGGUCAUCAUGUUCUCCUCGCAGGUGCUUUUUUUUGGCUUUGGAUGGCUUUUCUUCAUGCGCCAGUUAUUCAAGGACUAUGAGGUUCGACAGUAUGUUGUCCAAAUAGUUUUCUCUGUGAUGUUUGCUUUCUCCUGCACUAUGUUUGAACUCAUCAUCUUUGAGAUUCUAGGUCUGUUAAACAGCAGCUCACGAUACUUUCAUUGGAAGCUGAAUUUGUAUGUCACACUAGUGGCACUUAUUUUUAUCGUCCCUUUCUACAUCGGCUAUUUUGUGGUCAGCAACAUCCGACUUUUGCAGCGAAAAAGAUUCCUGUUCGCGUGUGUCGUUUGGUUGGCAUUCAUGUACUUUUUCUGGAAACUCGGAGAUCCAUUUCCCAUCUUAAGCCCAAAACAUGGGAUUCUAUCAAUCGAGCAAUUGAUCAGCAGAGUUGGUGUCAUUGGUGUCACGCUAAUGGCAUUGUUAUCGGGCUUUGGUGCCGUUAAUUGCCCAUACACUUACAUGUCUUACUUCCUGAGGAAUGUAACCGAUAGUGACAUUCUUGCACUGGAGAGGCGGUUACUCCAGACCAUGGACAUGAUCAUCAGCAAGAAGAAGAGAAUUGCUGUGACCAGGAGGAUGAUGUACCAGCGUGGGGAAGUACUGAAUAAGCCUGCAGGGUUUUGGGGAAUGAUCAAAAGCGUGACAUCAUCAUCUUCCAACGGUGAAAAUCUCUCACUUAUUCAGCAGGAAGUAGAUGCUCUGGAAGAACUGAGCCGACAAUUGUUUCUCGAAACAGUUGAUCUUCACGCCACAAAGGAAAGAAUUGAAUACUCAAAAACAUUCCAAGGAAAAUACUUUAAUUUUCUGGGGUACUUUUUCUCUAUAUAUUGUGUCUGGAAAAUCUUUAUGGCAACAAUAAAUAUAGUCUUCGACCGUGUUGGUAAAACAGACCCAGUCUCACGAGGUAUAGAGAUCACAGUGAACUAUCUGGGCAUUCAGUUUGAUGUGAAGUUUUGGUCUCAACAUAUCUCCUUCAUCCUUGUGGGAAUCAUUAUCGUAACCUCCAUCCGGGGUUUACUGAUCACUCUCACCAAGUUCUUCUACGCAAUUUCCAGCAAUAAAUCUUCCAAUGUCAUAGUGCUUGUCCUCGCACAGAUUAUGGGCAUGUAUUUUGUGUCAUCGGUGUUGCUCAUGAGGAUGAGCAUGCCCCUGGAAUAUCGCACCAUUGUCACAGAGGUCCUUGGGGAACUGCAGUUCAACUUCUACCAUCGCUGGUUUGAUGUCAUCUUCCUCGUCAGUGCGCUGUCCAGUAUCGUCUUCCUCUACCUCGCACACAAGCAAGCCCCAGAGAAGCAGAUGAGCUUUUAGAAACACCGAGACCCGAGGCGCUCUGAUUCUGUGCUCUCGCCCACUGUGUCAACCUUCAUUGUGCAUCCAAACCAACUCUUGCAGGUCUUUCCUUCCAGAAAAUAUUGAGAAGACUCAAAGGAAGGCAGUAUUUUAGUGAAGCACACCGGGGAUUGCAGAACUCUGGAGGACGGGUUCUUUGAUUCAAGGAAUUUGAAACGUUUAACUUAAAAGUUGGUAUAAAAAAACAAAAUCACUGCUAAAGUUUACAUAUAUUUUUGAACUGAAAUCACACAAACUUUUGAAUGGUGUGGAUUGAUUUGGUUUUUUAUUAAGCACAAUAGUAAGAAAUGUUCUAAAGGAUAAAUUUUCCAUUAAUGGAGAAAUCAACAGGGGAAGGUAAUUUCUCAGUGUACUCUCAGUCAGCAAGGAUCCAGGCUAGAUUCUGCCUUUUCAGAAAUUCUCCCUUGACCCUCAUUGGCAGGUAACACCAAGGCACUUGUGACUUUGCAGAGGAAAGUCACACGUUGUGAUUUCCCACUUUGUGAACCUUGUGAAGUAUCUUUCCAUUGAGAGAAAUGGAACGGUGAGUGUUAGUGAGUCCCAGUUCCUGGCACCUGAAGUAUGGAGGGCUGCUGAUGUUUACCUGAUGUGCCUCAACGUCACACUGGAGAUAGGUUCUACUAUUCUCUUACAGUCUGUCGAACUAGACUUCUGACACCUGGAGUGUAGCAUCAAGUGUAUAUACCUCGAAUUCUUUCAAUAAAUGAAGUUCUUUAUCA
Molecule: messenger RNA, 2143 nt
Organism: Pristis pectinata (smalltooth sawfish)
Lineage: Eukaryota; Metazoa; Chordata; Chondrichthyes; Rhinopristiformes; Pristidae
Gene: gphra
Product: Golgi pH regulator
Exons: 14
Coding region: 15-1382 (455 amino acids)
Biological process (GO): intracellular pH reduction
Cellular component (GO): Golgi cisterna membrane
Molecular function (GO): voltage-gated monoatomic anion channel activity
Source: RefSeq, a predicted model, not a curated record